Molecule: messenger RNA, 1053 nt
Organism: Porites evermanni
Lineage: Eukaryota; Metazoa; Cnidaria; Anthozoa; Scleractinia; Poritidae
Source: the annotation of a GenBank genome assembly
AUGACUACAAAAGACGCCGGUGGAUCAAGUGAUCCUGGCGUAGAUGUUGAUUUUACAGAGAGUGUAGCCAGUGCGAAGCGUGAUAUGGUCUUGCGUUUCGUGAAAGAUCAAGAAUCUCUGCAAACUUCGCAAGUGGUUUUGAAAAUCGUUGACGACGAAACCAUCGAUUUAAUAGAUUCAGCUCUCGUUGUCAAGGGAGAGGAACCAAAACUAACAAGCUCUGAUAACAGCGCAAAGCUUAAACAGAAUGAUCCCCGAUCUCUAUUAGGACAAACAUCAGCUUUGACUCUGGACGCGGAAAAAUCUAGUGGUCCAGACAGUAUAAUUGUCCCGCGUCCGCCAUCGGGACGACCUCGUACACGAAGCCUUGGCAGCCGUAAGCGAUCAGUACCGAGAAAUUUAUCCCGUCAGUCUUCGGUGGAUAACAUUACUCCUAGAGGCGUAAAAGAAGAACAAUCGCAUUUUAACACCGGUAAUUUGAUCGCUCAGGAAUCUAUAGCAAGAACCGAAAUGGAUAAUACUUUGCCGAGCACCGCCGAUAGUUCGUGUUCGGAUGUGAAUUUAAACGCUUCCUGGCCACGCGGAUCCAGAAAACUCUUCAUCCCUUUCCGGAAAAAGUCCGUCUAUGCGACUGGAGAGACUCCGUAUUAUUACAACACUCCUUUGGAAAACUUUUCGGGAAUCGAUAAUCAUUCGGAAGCUCUUCGUCCUCGAUCAAGCCAAAGUUUUCAGCGCGUACGAGUGGGUGAAAUAUUGACCGCCAGAAUUUCAUCGGCCAGCGAGUGCGAGCGAAUCUCCUGCGAUGCCUCGUCGCUCACAAGGCCGCCCUCGUACGCCAAUAAAGUGCACCGGAACUCGCGGCGCAGAACUUACAUUAAUUUCAACAGACUGGACGCGCAGAUCGCCUUGGAGGGGCCGCUUGAGCUGGAACAAGUCCAUCCGUCUGAGUUACCGCUUUAUAGAAGCAACUCGGCGGCAUCUUCAAGUGCACCGUACGCCUUAGUACAUGUGCCGCCCAUUGGAUGCGAGGGCCCCGCGCCUUCAAGCAGUUAA